This is a messenger RNA of Bombina bombina (fire-bellied toad), 3928 nucleotides long. It is a transcript of the gene TMEM132C, whose product is annotated as transmembrane protein 132C. The transcript is spliced from 10 exons. NCBI's taxonomy places the organism in Eukaryota, Metazoa, Chordata, Amphibia, Anura, Bombinatoridae. Bases 1 to 3339 code for a protein of 1112 amino acids. The record is from RefSeq and is a predicted model, not a curated record.
AUGGAUUUACCGCAGAACCCAUGCGGCACUAAUGAGCCUCCAGCACCUUCCCAUACUAAUACGCUGCGAUUAGACGUAGGAGACCUUCUGUAUUUGAAAAUGCAGGACUAUAUGAUGUGGACUGAUGUGAUAAUAUCUGCAAUUACACAGUCCCAUGGGGCACCAGAUAACUUUCAGAGGUUCUCGGCAUCAUCAACAUAUCUACCUGUGAGCUAUCGACUUAUGAAUGCAGAAACAGUCUUUUUUUUAAAGGAAAAUAACCAAGACUUUAUGAGGAACUCUAGUUUACAGUCCAGAGUAGAAACUUUUUUUAUUCACAAGUCUCGGAAACCUCCUAUUCUUAAUGUUAGUUAUGGACCUUUUUCUGCAGAACAGGACAUUCCAGAAGAUCUACUGCUUGGAUCAUCUGUCUUUGGAUUCAACAAGUUUAGCUUUAACUGGAAUCUCAAAGCCUAUAUCCUCAAUCAGAAAGUGUAUACUAAUAAACCUAAAGUUCAAGUUUUAUUUUACAUUGCAGGCAGAGAUUGGGAUGAUUAUAGUGCUACAGAAAAGCUUCCUUGCCUAAGAUUGUUUGCAUUUCGAGAAACUAGAGAGGCUAAAGGAAGUUGCAGGUUACAAGGGAUUCUGGGACUCUGCGUAGCUGAACUUGAAUUUCAACCUUCCUGGUUUAGUUUACCACCUAUUACAAGCCGUAAAAGAAAUCAAGAUCAGUUUGAUGGGAUCCCUGUUGAUCUUUAUUACAGUGUGCAGUCAGAGGAAGAGAAAACAGAAUGUACAGUUCAGGAGACCAGAAAAGGCAAUGCUAUUCGUCAAGGAAAGGACCCCACAGAGGACUCUGUGUCUCAGUUACAGAGAAUUGGGACUAUUACACUGUACAGAACUCCUGAAAAUUCUCAGCUAACAGAGCUUAGGCUUGACAGUCAUGUUGUUCUCUGGUUGCCAUCCAAACCUGCAAAGCAAGGAGAAGUUUUAAUAGUGUAUAUUACAGUUGCAAACAAUGCAACAUUGGAUCAGUUUACAUUAAGGGCCAAAGUGAAGAAAGGAGUCAACAUUCUGAAUGUGAAGAUCAGUGAUCCACAGCAGUGGGAUGUGCAGCAAGAACUGGGGAACGGUGGCAAACACUCUACAACUUCUGUUAUUUGUCAGAGAAUAGGACCAAGCACCAGGAACAGAAAUAACCUGUUUAAUGAGGUUGUACAGAUGAACUUUGAGAUUACCAGUUUCAGCAGUCUGUCUGGAACACAGCCUAUCUCAUGGCAGGUUGAGUAUCCUGGGAAAAGCACAACUGACAUUAUCCUAUCAGAAAUCUUCAUCAGCCAGAAAGACCUUGUUGGAAUUGUGCCUCUAUCCAUGGACACAGAGAUUUUGAACACAGCUAUUCUUACCGGAAAGACAGUAGCAGUACCUGUAAAAGUAGUGUCUGUUGAAGAAAACAACUACGUAAUGGAUAUUUCUGAGCUAGUGGAGUGUAAGUCUUCUGAUGAGGAUGUCGUAAAAGUGUCAGAGAGAUGUGACUAUGUGUUUGUGAAUGGAAAGGAAAUGAAAGGCAAGGUUGGCAUGAUGGUGAAUUUCACAUACCAGUAUUUGAGUGCACCCCUUCAGAUAACUAUCUGGGUACCACGGCUGCCUCUCCAGCUAGACAUAUCUGAUACUGAACUCAGUCAAAUCAAAGGAUGGAGAGUGCCUAUAAUUUCCAACAGAAGACCAACAAGAGACAGUGAUGAUGAGGAGGAGGAUGAACGCAGAGGUAGAGGAUGCUCACUUCAAUACCAACAUGCAAUGGUUCGUGUUCUCACACAGUUUGUUGCUGAGGAUUCAAGUCCUCUAGGACAACUGAUGUUCUUGCUGGGCUCAGAAUGGCAGUUUGAUGUGACAGAUAUGGUAACAGACUUCAUGAAACUCGAAGAGCCUCACAUAGCAAAGCUGCAAGAUGGAAGACUCCUGAUUGGACGGGAAGUUGGCAUGACAACAAUACAAGUGAUGUCCCCUCUUUCCGAUUCCAUCCUGGCAGAAAAGACAGUGACAGUGCUGGAUGACAAAGUGACAAUAACAGACCUGGGAGUGCAGCUUGUCUCUGGACUGUCACUCUAUCUUCAGUCUAGCACAGCAAAUAACAAGGCUAUUGUUGCAACCUCAACAGCUCAGGAGCUGCUUCAUGCUCCCAAACAGGAAGCUGUGAUCAGCACAUGGAUACAGUUUAGUGAUGGUUUGGUUACCCCUCUUGACAUUUAUGAUUUCAAGGAAUUUUCCAUAACUGCUACAUCAUUAGAUGGAUCUGUUGUAUCUACUCAACAAAGCAGUCUUUUAAGGUGGCCUACUAUUCUAGCAGAAGGAGAGGGACAAGGACCAUUGAUCAAACUAGAUAUGAUGAUCUCAGAGGCUUGCCAGAAAUCAAAGAGGAAAAGUAUUCUUGCAGUGGGAUAUGGCCACAUAAAAGUAAAGUUUGGUCAAAAUGAUGCCAAUUCACAAGUUGGAAGAGAGUAUGGUGGGGAGGAAAUUGAAAACCAUACUAGUGACCGAAGGCAGAAGGUGUCAGACAACGAACGCUAUGGUAAUGAUGGGAGGUUUGAUGAGUCUUCUCAAGAUCGAGAUAAAAGUUCUAUUCGUAAAGGAAGUACUACAGCUAGAUCAGUAUUAAAUAGAGUCGAUGGGAGCAGACUUUCUGAUGAUGGUCAUCUACAAAACAUCCCAAUAGAUUUUACCAAUUUUCCUGCACAGGUAGAUUUGCCAAAGAGCACUGAAGAAUUGGAAGACAAUGAUCUUAUGCAUGCACCUAGAGGAUUGAGCGAUCUUGAGAUUGGAAUGUAUGCUUUGCUAGGUGUAUUCUGUCUUGCUAUACUAGUCUUCCUAAUUAAUUGUGCAACAUUUGCCCUCAAAUACAGACACAAGCAAUUGCCUAUGGAAGGGCAAGCUAAUAUGACCCACUCACAUGACUGGGUUUGGCUAGGCAAUGAGACAGAGCUGCUAGAAAGUACACCAGAAAUUUCACCACAACAGGAUGAACAUACUACUAUUAUUGACAGGGGACCAACAUUGGAAGAUACAAACCAUAUUUUCAAUGGCAACACUCAGAAAAACGUGCAGAGUCAAAUACACCGGUCAGCCGAACAAACAGAUAAGGUUUUGAAAGACAAAAAAAAUGAACCUUUGCAUUCCCCAACUUCAAAGAGGAAACGAGUAAAAUUCACUACAUUUACCACCAUUCCCGCUGAUGAUAGUUGCCCAACUGUCAACUCUAUAUUGACAGGAAAUGAGGAUGAUAUUAAAUGGGUAUGUCAGGAUAUGGACCUAGGAGAGUCAGAGGAUCUCAGAAACUAUAUACAGAAGUACAAAGAAUAAUUAGAACUCUUAAGUGGUUAAUUAUAUUUAACCACUAUUUGAUGCCUUCACUUUUAUAGGUUAUGCUUAGAAGAAAAAAACACUGAUAUUCUCCAAGAGCAGUCUCUUCAAUGAUAUAUGAAGAUGCCAAAUUGUGUAUAGUUUUUAAAUCAAGCGUCUGCACACAGUAGAGGAACUUUAUCUGAAAAGAACUGAGGGAGAAACCUUGAUUGAAUUUUGGCAUAUGCAAAGUGAAAAUAUCAAUUAAAAUGCAUAUGAGCAUCACACAUUGGAGGUACCAAAAAUGGUUUGUAAAAUAUAAAUGACAUAUUGAAAAAAAUGCUUUAUAUUUCUAAUAAAAUGUAAUAAAGACAUAAUACAUAUUCAUUUCACAUUUUAGCCAAUCAGCUAUGCCCACUUCAUUUUACAAAUCAAUUGAUAAGGGAAAACACUUAUUUCUGCCUACAGUUCAUACUGGCUAAAGGGACAUUGUACUAUUUGUUUUUCAUUGUGUCAUCAAAAAUAAGACAUUGAAAAAUCUAUUGCAUCUUUUUGUAUUUGAAAAGAAAAAUAUGGAUGUUUCUAUGUUCAAUAAAACAUCUUUUACUUA